This is a messenger RNA of Chaetura pelagica (chimney swift), 1065 nucleotides long. It is a transcript of the gene FBXO4, whose product is annotated as F-box protein 4. Gene Ontology annotation, molecular function: protein binding. Lineage: Eukaryota; Metazoa; Chordata; Aves; Apodiformes; Apodidae. Gene Ontology annotation, biological process: protein polyubiquitination; SCF-dependent proteasomal ubiquitin-dependent protein catabolic process. Gene Ontology annotation, cellular component: SCF ubiquitin ligase complex. The record is from RefSeq and is a predicted model, not a curated record. Bases 1 to 1065 code for a protein of 354 amino acids. The transcript has 7 exons.
AUGCGCGAACGCGGCGGGACCGCUGACGCCCCGCGCCCAGCGCCCCCGCAGGACGCGGAGGAGGUGAGCGCCCUGCAGGCACUGCCGAUCGACGUGCAGCUGAACAUCUUGUCCUACCUGUCCCCACAAGAUCUAUGUCAUUUGGGGAGCACGAGUUGCUACUGGAGGGCGGCCGUGCGAGAUCCGCUGUUGUGGAGGUGUUUUCUCCUGAAGGAUAUCCCGUUUUGGACGUCUGUGGAUUGGAAGUCGCUCCCAGAUGCAGAGGUUUUUAAUAAAGCCUUUUCAGAGGUCAACGAUGAUGCACUGUAUGAUUACAUGGCAAUAUAUAAGAAAAGCUGUCCUCAGGGUAGAAGAAGCUUGAAAUCGAGCCGUUCCCGGUACGAGGCAGUGACAUCCUUCUUGCAGUCACUGGUCACUCUGUCAGAACCUCGCUUUGCUAUGUUUGGACCGGGUUUGGAAGAGCUGGAUGACUCCUUAGUGCAAAAGAUGAUGACACGCCCAGACCUUCUGCAGGUAGUUGGCCUACCUCAAAGACAAAUUGAUGGAAUUGGAUCAGGAGUCAGUUUUCAGUUUAAUAACUAUCAAAAAUUCAAUAUUCUAACAUUGUACUCAACUACCAGUGUGGAAAGGAGGAGAGCAAGGGAAGAGCAAGCUGUUGCUGUGAAUAAGAUGUUCUACCAAGAGAACAGUGUAGCGGGGAAUCAGCAAGCCAUGCACUAUGCUGUAAUAGCUCAAGUGAAAAAGGUGUGCCAAGUAGUUGAUGGAUUCAUUUAUGUUGCUAAUGCAGAAGCUCAUAAAAAGCACGAUCGUCAAGAGGAGCUGGCUCGUAUUUUGGCAAUGCUUGAUCCAGCCCUCGGGCCUCCCAACAGACCUCUGCUAGUUUUGUCUUGUAUCUCUCAUGGUGGUGUGAAAAGAAUUCCGUGUGUUUACAUGGCACACCAGUUGCAACUAAAUCUGCUACGUCAGCCCUGGAUGGUGAGGGACACUGUAGCUGCAACAUUAACUGGAUUGCUACGUGGAAUUGAGUGGCUUCUGGAAGAAACAAAUAAUAGAAAUUCACAGUAA